Messenger RNA from Formica exsecta, 1058 nucleotides. Its product is annotated as aminopeptidase N-like. The record is from RefSeq and is a predicted model, not a curated record. Gene Ontology annotation, molecular function: metalloaminopeptidase activity; zinc ion binding; peptide binding. The transcript is spliced from 5 exons. NCBI's taxonomy places the organism in Eukaryota, Metazoa, Arthropoda, Insecta, Hymenoptera, Formicidae. Gene Ontology annotation, biological process: peptide catabolic process; proteolysis. Gene Ontology annotation, cellular component: cytoplasm. The coding region runs from base 141 to 1058 and encodes 305 amino acids.
UAUAAAACCUAAAAUAAAUUUUUAUUCGAAAUAUAGUCUAAAGAAGAGAAGUGUGUUGUAGACCCUAAAAUAAAUUUUUACUCGAAAUAUAAUCUAAAGAAGAGAAGUGUGUUGUAGACACUGUAAUAAAUUUAAUUCAAAUGUAUUUAAUCAAUGCACUUUCUAAUGUGAUUUUUUUAUAUAUAGCUCCUGCUAUAUUACGCAUCUUGCAACAUAUUCUUACGGAUGAGGAGUUCCGAUAUGGUAUUGAGAUAUUUUAUAACAUGCCUGUUAUAUCACCAACUCUCGAUGAUUUUUGGAAGGCUAUGCAAAAGGCUUACGGUGAAGAAAGUAUAUUCGUAUUAAAUAUAAAAGAAAAAAUGAAUCCUUGGACAAAGUUAAAACAUUAUCCUGUAUUAAUGGUUAGACAACACCCUAACUUGACAAUAUCGAUAGAAAAUAUCAAAAGUUUAGAUUUGGAUAGAGAAUUGAACAUACUCGUAACCAUAACUAAGGAGACAGCACCUGACUUUACAGUAUCUAUGAACAAACCUUACACAUUCUGGAUAUCUUCCUCGAGUAUUGCUACUUUUUAUUUUUUCCACGACUUGAAUGAAUGGAUAAUAGUUAAUACACAACAAAUUGGAUAUUAUCGCGUUAAUUACGAAACCAACAAUUGGCUAAAUAUUGCGAGAUAUCUGAAUAAUAUUACGCUAUAUAAGGAAGAACAUGUUCUCAAUCGUGCUCAAAUCGUCGAUGACGCAUAUUACUUCAUGAAGACAGGCCAGAUGAAUUUGUCCACUUUCGUAAACCUCACGGAAUAUCUAUCGCAUGAGACAAAUUAUGUGGCAUGGUAUCCUAUGUUUAAAGCUCUCGAAGACAUGUCAAAUAUCUUUUUAUUUUCGAGCGAAGAAAUCAAUCAUUUAAAGGAAAAAAUAGCAGAAAGUUUAUAUAAACUUCUUCAGCGUAUAACAUACAAUAAAACACCUAUCGACAACGAGCUUACAAAAUGUUUACGGCAAGAAGCCGCUAAAUGGUUAUGUGUUUUCGGUCAUCCCAAUUGCAAGAACAUAGUAUAG